AUGACCUACCUGCAAAGGGCCGUCUUUCUAGCCUGUAGUCUACCUCCAGUGUUCACGUGGACCCUGCCCUACAAGUCAAAAAGGGACAGGCCCAGCCCAGCACCUGAAGUUUCAACAGCUCUUACCGCCAUCACCACCAUCGUCACCAUCAUUACCACCAUCACAACCUUCACUAUAAUUUUCAUCGAUAUCUUCACCAUCAUCACCACCAUUAUCACUAUCACUACCUUCACUAUCACUCUCAUCACCACCACUGUCUUCAACAUCAGCACCAGCAUCAGCAUCAACAAUGUCGAGUGCUUCUCAGACUAUAUGGCCCUAAGGAUCCCGAGGAGCCAUGUGCAAGGUUUGAGGCAGUGGCUGGACAGAGCCCUGCACUUGCCAGGGACCUGGAGGACCUCUCGUCACCUGGAUCCUUUUCUUGCUAAAUGUGGCUACUUCCUGCACCCUGAUUCUGAUGGUGACUUCAUUUUUCAAGCUCUUUACUCUGCCUGCUUUGUGAAGAAGGAGCAAGCAAAUUAUAGGUUGGAAAUCAGAAUAUUUCAGAAAGGGGUGAGAAGGUUGGAGCAGAGUGACGGCUAUGUAAUGAAGUGUCCGCUGCCAGUGGCGAGGCCCGGCCGGGUGCAUGUCCAAUGUACCCCCACGCUCGUCCAGGUCUCUCGGCCGCUGCCCCUGGGAAGCUCCAGUGGACAGACCCCAUGGCUGCUGUCCCUUCGAGGGGAGCUGGUGACAUCCCUGGAGGAUGCCAGCCUGAUAGGGUUGUACGUGGACGUCAACGCCACCACCAUCACCAUCCAAAGCCCCAGGCUGGAGCUUCUGCAGUGGCAGGAGGUGCUGAACACCUCCACGGAGCUCCUGCCACUCUGGCUGGUGAACACCUACAUGGCCUAUUCUUUAAAAGCCACUUGCCCACCGGUGUCGUCCCAGCCUGAGCAGGAGAUCUUAGUUCACAUCCCCAAACAACGACUGGGUCUGGUCAAAAGAGGUUCCCACAUCACGGAAAGCCUGAGCCUUCGGUUCCUCCACGUCUAUCAGCUCAGCACCUUUGCAGUCAUGGAAAGCCCAGAAUUUGUGGUCGUCAGCAUCCCUGCAGCUGGGGUACUCCAGGUCCAGCAAUGCCAGGAAGGCCAAGGAGCCCCCGGAAUGCAAGCUUUCUACAGGGUCGACCUGAGGCUAGAAUUUGCAGAGAUGGCCACUCCAGUCCUCUGGACAGUGGAGAACUUCUUUCAGUGCACAGGUUUGGGGACAGAGUUGCCUGCCUCAUCUGACAUGCUGAGGACCAUUCCCUCCUCUGAGUCCUCAGUACCAGACACUCCUCAAGUAGGUAUGCCACCUGCUGUCUCUCUCUGAUCUACAAAGGGGCUUGGGCCAUAUCUGCAGACGAUCAGGCCUCGUGAUACAGGUUCAGCAGGAUCCCCAGCAUUCCUGGGGGACGAGGGGUUCUCUGGACACUCUCUGCUCUCAGCCAUACUCUCCUCAGAAUCUUCAGGCACUGUCCAGGCUGGCUCCAGAUCGCGACAUCGAGUCUCCCCAGACCCCACGACUCUGCCCACACGUUUGUCCUCAGAAGUCACCCCUGCACAACCGCUACUCUGGAGACUUCAACGUUUUCAAAUGUCCCCGGCCUCAGAAUCACCAGUCAACCUAACUGAUAGGCUUGGAACUGGAAAGACUGAGCAGGACCCCACCCAGCCACCAGGAAGCCCCCUUAUGCUGGGAGGGUGGUCAAAGAGGGAGGUGGAUACAACAAAGCCCGUCCCAGGGGAGUCUGAGCAGGCCAGUGAGGAGCUCCAGCCUCUGACGAGGUCCUCGAGGCCCUCGUUGACUAGUCCUGCUGAAGAGGCGACAAGUUCUUAUUCUCCCAAGGGGCACCAAGAAACAUCCUCUAUUGAAGAGGCCACAAGGCCACCUCAGGAGGUGUCUGCCUCCUUUCAGGAGGGAACUGAGGGGUACCUGAACUUGUGGUCCCAAGACCCCCAUCAGGACUUAUCAUCCUUCAGGGAGGGGGGCCCCAUUCAUCAUCCCAAGAGUGAGUGUACCCAAGGAGUCGGGGCAGCAGCCAGACCCCAGUGCCUCACUGGGGACCUCAGGACCCGAGCCCCAUGGAAGGCACGGGGUGGGAGUGGACCCUACAUAACCCCUACCCCACUCCUCACUGAGUGGGAAGACAGCCACCUGACGGGUUGUCCUCGGAGAUCUCUGAGCCCCGCCUCAAGGAAGCUGGCGACCUCGUUCACAGGCACAGGGGCACCAGACGCAGCCCCCAGUCAAGCAGUGGAGCAAGAGGACAGAGAGGCUGCAUAUACCUCCAGCCCUUCGUCUCUGCAGCUCCCCACAGAGACGCCUGCCCCCAGCCUGAUGGAGCUUGGCCAUCCUUCCCCUGACGAUGAGGGGGCUUCGCCUCUGCAGGAGUUGACGGAGCCCCUGGUGGCGGCUAACCCUGAAACAACUGGCACCACGCUCGCUGUGACUGACCCAGUGACCCCCGUGACGUCAGUGCUCCCCAAGUCCCGGCCCACAAGUCCAGUGUGGAGGCCCCCAGCCGAGAGUGGGGCGCAGCGGCCUGAGCCAGAGCGUGGCCCUCGGUGCUUCCCUGGGAGGCCCCCACCCCCAGGCCGAAUCAUCACGGGAAGUUACAGUCGUGGCGGACGAAGCCCGGGCGUCUUCGGUGGGAACCACGCUGCUGACGAUGCCCGGACCGGGGACCCACGCGAGCCUCACAGGGUCGCCGGCCCCGGGAGCAGGACUGCAGUGCAGAGAGCGGGCAGCAGGGGGCAGCACAACACACUGUUCCAGUCCUGCCCAGUGGGCGCUGCCAGGGGGCUGCGGGAGGGGGUCUCUAAGGCUCAGCUCUCAGAGGAGAGAAACACCCUUGGCCUGGGGCCCCCCUGGCUUCCCCAGGGGCGGCGCGGGGAGCAGGGCUGGGCCCUGGCCGCUGCAGCUGCUCCGGGCUGGGGAGGAGCGGAAUCAAAGGCAGCCCAUGUGGCCCCGCUUUCAUCUCCAGGCUUCAAAGAGGUGCAAACGCACUCUGUCCCCGUGCCAGGCGGCCGCCAGCUCCCUCCGCGGCCCCAGCCUGCUCUUCCCUCCGCCCGCCUCCUCUUUCCCGGAAAGUCAGCGGAGCUUCAGUCCCGGGGCACCCCCGAGGGGCCCCAACUCUGGGCCUGUGUAGGAGACACUCUGGCAGUGCCUGCAAGGAAGGAAGAAGAGGCUUUGUGGGUUGCGGGGGCGGAGAGGGUGCUGGGUGGGAGGGUUGGGGACUUCUCGUACAUGCGACCUGCGGGCCAGAGUUGGGAGCUGGGGCGCUAUACAAGCAGCUCAGCUCGGCUGAUCGGCUGA
Messenger RNA from Elephantulus edwardii (Cape elephant shrew), 3336 nucleotides. It is a transcript of the gene CIROZ, whose product is annotated as chromosome unknown open reading frame, human C1orf127. The record is from RefSeq and is a predicted model, not a curated record. Gene Ontology annotation, biological process: heart development. Lineage: Eukaryota; Metazoa; Chordata; Mammalia; Macroscelidea; Macroscelididae. The transcript has 17 exons.